AUGAGUGCUGUGGAUAUGAAUAUUACGUGGACCAGACCAGACCUGGGAGGUGCAAUUGUGCAUUUCUAUGCUAAUCAUAGAGACAUUAAUAAGAGGCAGAUUCCUCAUUUUAGAGGGAGAACAGCUCUGUAUAAAGAGGAGCUACAGAACGGCAACAUCUCACUGAGACUCGCUAAUCUUAAUUUCCUUGAUGAAGGAGAGUACAAAUGUAGUGUGGAAUCCAGAUUCUGGUACAGUGAUUUCUCUUUUGAACUCAUAGUUGAAGCUAUUGGAACACCUCCACUGAUCACUGUGGAAAAAUAUGAUAGUAACUCUGAAGAGUUCAGUUUACUGUGUGAAUCUAAAGGGUGGUUUCCUCAGCCUGAUCUUCACUGGCUGGACAGUGAAGGAAAGAGUCUCACUGCAGGAGAUACAGAAUCACAGAGAGACGCUGAGCUGUUCAAUGUGAAACGUCGAAUCACUGUACAUAAGAGUGAUAUUGACACAGUGUUUUGUAAAGUGAUACUGAGAGAUUACAUAAUGAAGGAAAAGAUCAAGGCUGGUGCCAUUUAUGAGCACUGA
This is a messenger RNA of Colossoma macropomum (tambaqui), 561 nucleotides long. Its product is annotated as butyrophilin-like protein 8. Lineage: Eukaryota; Metazoa; Chordata; Actinopteri; Characiformes; Serrasalmidae. The transcript has 3 exons. The record is from RefSeq and is a predicted model, not a curated record. The coding region runs from base 1 to 561 and encodes 186 amino acids.